Meloidogyne enterolobii is the source of this 351-nucleotide messenger RNA. The record is from the annotation of a GenBank genome assembly. NCBI's taxonomy places the organism in Eukaryota, Metazoa, Nematoda, Chromadorea, Rhabditida, Meloidogynidae.
AUGUAUGUUUGGGGACAACAAACAGAACGUUAUCCUGGAUAUUUUGACAAACCAGCAUUUUCGUGUGAUUCUUUCAAAAAUUCUCCAAGUGAAAUGGAACAAACAUUCCCUGUUGCCCACAGAAUUUUUGCUUCUUUUAAGCCAGAGGAGGUUGAAGGGGAUACAAAAUUUAUGGUUAAUUACAGCAUUAAUGAAGUAACUAAAACAAAAGAAAAAUAUUUAAGAAUUCAUUAUCCUCCACAAAUACACGAUUUAUUUAAAAAUGUAAAAAAUCAAAUUAAAGAAUUAUAUACAUUUUCAUAUAAAAUUAGAACAAUUGUUGAUGAAUAUAUUGAGGAAAUAUUCAAGUAA